Molecule: messenger RNA, 1155 nt
Organism: Oncorhynchus kisutch (coho salmon)
Lineage: Eukaryota; Metazoa; Chordata; Actinopteri; Salmoniformes; Salmonidae
Product: olfactory receptor 1D2-like
Exons: 1
Coding region: 29-964 (311 amino acids)
Biological process (GO): detection of chemical stimulus involved in sensory perception of smell; G protein-coupled receptor signaling pathway
Cellular component (GO): membrane
Molecular function (GO): odorant binding; olfactory receptor activity; G protein-coupled receptor activity
Source: RefSeq, a predicted model, not a curated record
GACCAAAGAAAGGAAAUUAACAAAAGCUAUGGAGAACUCAACACAAGUUGAGUUCUUUUAUCUAUGUGGAUUACAAGAGACAUUUAACAACAAAUCAGUCUAUUUUACCUUGUCUCUUAUCACAUACCUUCUCAUCAUCACUGGGAAUCUGACUCUGAUCAUAACAAUCAUUCAGGAGAAAGGCCUCCAUGAGCCCAUGUACAUCUUUCUGUGCAGUCUAUGUGUCAAUGGAUUGUACGGAACCACUGGUUUCUACCCCAAGUUCUUAUUGGACCUUCAGUCAGAUGUUCAGGUGAUAUCUUAUGGUGGAUGUUUGACUCAGGCCUAUGUAAUAUACACAUCUAUCAUGUGUGAAGUUUCAAUUCUAACAGUGAUGUCUUACGACAGGUAUGUGGCAAUAUCCAGACCAUUACUAUACCAUACCAUUGUGACAUCUUUAACUGUUAGAAAGUUACUCUUAUUGUCUUGGUGUUAUCCUUUAUUUAUAGCACUCAUAACAGUUAUUUUAACCGUCAGAGUUCCUUUGUGUGGAUCUCGCAUUGAUAAAAUCUUCUGUGACAAUCCGUCUAUAUUGAAGCAUUCAUGUUCACCCAUAACCAUCAAUCAUAUUUUGAGCUAUUGUAUAAUAGUGCUUCAUGUUUUACAGAUACUUUUCAUUGCCUUUUCUUACUGUCAGAUUGUAAGGACUUGUGUAAAGUCAGCUGAGGGAAGGAUUAAGUUCACACAGACAUGUGUGCCACAUUUAUUGACAAUGGUUAUUUUCAUCACAGUGACCCUGUUUGACAUUUUGCAAGGGUGGAAUAAUGUAAAUAUUACACUAAAUAUGCGUAAUGCAAUGGGUGUACAAUUCCUUGUUAUACCACCUGUCUUAAACCCUGUCAUAUAUGGACUUAAUCUCCAGCAGAUUCGAAGUGCAGUUUUUAAAAUGUGUAAUACACGUAAAAUCAUUGAUAUGACACAUUAGUUACAUGAUCUUACACAACAGGGAAACUUCCUGAUAUCAGAAGGUAAAAUCUGCCAAAACUGUUGCAAGGUUAAAUGGGCCCUCAUUUCUUGGUAUCUAUUGCCCUCUUCUGGGAAAGUGAUUUACAAAUAUUCCAAGAAUAGAGUAAUUGUAGCACACUUCCUGAGCAGGAAAAUGCCUCACCACGUCCC